AUGCCUUCUUCCCCGGAGGAUGCCGUCUUUGCGAUCUCCGCUCAAGCUACCCAGCUGGGCAACCGCAUCUCCGUGCGCAUGCUAGACUAUCUUAGCACCGUUCACGAUAUCCCCGACGGCUUUCAAGACCUUGCGCGAGUCUUCCUCGAUACAUGUCGCGCCUUGUGGACCAUCGAAGCCGGUCUCGGCGAGUCGACCGGGGCCAAGCGACCACUGCCCGAGAUUAUCUUGCAAGAAGUGGAAAAGAAAUUUGCGGAGGCGUACAAGGACUUUCAGCAGCUGGACCGCCUCGUCACGAAACUGGCUCAAUAUGAACACCGAGGAGCUCUGGGCAGGCUCCAGAAGGGAUGGCACCGGCCCAGCCACGAGCUGAACAAGAUUCGCGAGUCUCUCAGUAAGGUGAUGGACGCCUUGCAGAUCAGCGUGUUGGCCUUCCACUGGUCGCUGGGAGAAACGCGGCCGGAGGAUUCGGUUGGUGUCGGAUACGCGGGGCUGGCGGCGGCGCUGGACCGUAUGGCGAAGGGGCGAUCGGUGACGGGCAUCAACCAAGUCAGGUCGCUCGACCGCAGCAAUAACAGCGUGAAGCAACCGUCCUCGGCUGUCAAGACGGUACCCGGUGGCCCGCCACCGUCCAUUCCCGUGCCCCCGGUGCCUCCGAAGGCACCGCUCAGCGACGUUGAUUUGAGCAGACACUCCGAUUCAGACUACCAUGUCAAGCCGGCGCCCGAAUCGGUGCCGGAUACCUUGUCAUCCGUUCUAUACCUCGAUAACCUAUCCCUCUCCGAUUCCCACAUCCACGAACCGACCAAUUUCUCCACUCGCAGCCCAUACUCCCGAAAUGAGAACCAUCCGGGGGUCUCGAGCUCAUCGGCAUCCGCGGCGGAAACUCUGGCGCAACCGGAUAUUGACGCGGACCUAACUGCUUCCAUAUCAAGCAUUCGCUCACAUCCGAAACGCGACGUGUCGAUGCCGCGCCGCACCCCAAGCCAUACCAGCGCAGCCACUGUUGGCCAUCUCAAGAGCGCCCUGGCGUCCGCCGUGCGGGCGAGGAAUCAUCAAUUAAUGGAACAGCUCCUGGAUAGCGGAGUGUCCCCGGAUAUGGGCGAGAAUUCGCACCCUCUGAACGAGACCAUCAUCCGCCGUGAUAUCGAAGGCGUGCGGCUUCUGCUGCAGUUCGGGGCCAACCCCAAUCAGCCCGACAAAGAAGGAAAGACCCCUCUCUGGCUCGCCGUAGACGGGUCAUUCGUCGAUGGCGCGACUCUCCUACUGAAGUACCAGGCUGAACCGACCUUUAUGGCCAGUUUAGAGUUUGAGACCCCCCUCUCCUUUGCGGUAAAUGCUCUAAAAACCGACCUGGUUCACACGCUGCUCGCUCACGGGGGCGAUCCCAACCACGAGACGCGAAAUAGGAGCACGAUCUUGAUCGAAGCCAUCCGGAAAAGGGCGCCCCAGCGGCUGGUGGACGUGCUUUUAAAGGCCGGCGCAGACGCCAACUUGAAGAACGGCGAGGGAAAGACCGCGCUGUUUGAAGCCGUCCAGGCCGACCAAGUGAUCAGCGUCACGAUGCUUCUCGACCACGGAGCUAACCCCAACCUGCCCGGGCCGGAGCAUGUGCUUUGGUCGGCCAUCUACCGUCCGGCCUGCUUGCGAAUUCUGCUCGCACGAGGCGCCGACAUCCGCAAGACGCCCGGUAUCAUGGAACAAGCAACCAGUAUCAACAAUAUCGACGCCAUCCGGAUUCUGCUUCAGGCCGGCAUUGACCCGAAUCUCAAGAAGGACGGCAUCUAUACGCCGCUCUGCUCCUCGAUCCGCGACAACAGACGCGACAUUUUCGCUCUCCUCUUGGCCAACGGCGCCAACCCUAACGUGAUGGCCUCCGAGUACCCCGCCUGGAAGUGCGUGACGCAUUUCCGCACGCACUUCCUGCCCGAUCUCGUGGACGCAGGGGCCGACCUUCACCAACCCCCAGGAAUUGUUGAAAUGGCGGUGCAGAUGAACAACGCCGAGGCCGCCCAGUGGCUGUUGGAGCACGGCGGAGCGAACCCGAACGACCGCAACGCGCAAGGGCAUACCGCCCUGACGACAGCGAUACGCGAACACCGUGUCGACCUGAUGAAGCUGCUGCUGGCGCACGGCGCCGAUCCUAAUCAGCGGGGCCAGGACUGGCCCGUGUGCAUGGCCGUGCGGUCACCCGACAUUCUGCAGCAGCUGCUCCCCGCCGUGACGGACCUUUCGGCGCACAAGGGAGUCAUGGAGAUGGCUGUGCUGGCGAAUCAACUCGAGAGCAUCAAGCUCCUCUUGGCCGCCGGCGCCAGCGUGGAGUACAAGAACGGCGGCGUUUUCUCGCCGCUAACGACGGCGCUGCGAGAGGGCUACCGCGAUAUCGUGCGGUUCUUGCUGGACGAAGGCGGCGCCGACCCUAACGCGCCGGGCGAACAUCUUCCCAUCGUCAAAGCCGUACGUCGAUGUGUCGACGGGGAUUUCUCGAUGAUUGAGCUGCUGCUCGAGAAGGGCGCCGAUCCCAACAAGACAUACCGAGACUGGAACGCGAUCAUGCAGGCCAUCGAAAACCGCGACCUCAGACUUCUGCACGUUCUAGUCGAGAAGGGAGGCGGCGUGGACCUCGGUCAGAAAGAUGAAACCGGUCAGACGGUGCUUGAGAUGGUGGAUUCGUCUGGCUGGAAAGAGGCGAAGGAUUUGCUGCUCAAGAGUGCCCGAAGCUAG
Aspergillus melleus is the source of this 2724-nucleotide messenger RNA. RefSeq lists its product as uncharacterized. The record is from RefSeq and is a predicted model, not a curated record. Gene Ontology annotation, molecular function: protein binding. The transcript has a single exon. Bases 1 to 2724 code for a protein of 907 amino acids. Lineage: Eukaryota; Fungi; Ascomycota; Eurotiomycetes; Eurotiales; Aspergillaceae.